UCACCUCACAUGACAGCGAUUAUAACCUGGGAGUUUGGUUGGCGUGGGAGAGAAAGAGAACGAGAGAGAGAGAGAGAGAGAGAGAAUAAACGAGCACAGAACACGUGAAGAAAUGUCUUAAUUCGGCUCGCAAAUGUGCAUGUAUUAUCUCAACGCCAUUUACCGGGUGAUUAUUUGACGCUUGUGAUCUACCGUUCAUCAAAGACAGGUGAGAUGGCGAGUAGGUUGGGGCUCCCCCAUGACAGUUCCCUACACAGAUGCAUGCUGGUCCUGACCUUCCUGCUCCUACUGUGUGAGAUUGUUGUCAGCCGCCUCUGUAACUCUCUCAUCACCAUGGUGGAUGUCUUCCACACCCUCUUCAUCCUCAUGCACAUGGCUCUUCCUCAACCCACCCUGGGCAGAGGUUCCCCAAAACCCCCACCUGCCUCCCCUCUCUCCACCCCCAACACCUCCACCCCCACUCAGUCACCUGUCAAAACUCCCCCAUAUUCCCCAGCCACCUCCGGUGUGUACCCAAGACCCCUCACCCCUGUGGCCUCCCUGUGUGGCCUGUCCUACAGUGGGGCGAGGGUCCAGCCCCUGGGGGCUCUGAUCUCAGCUCUUCUGCUGGCUGCCUUGUGUGUCUCUGUCUCUCUAGAGAUCCUCAGCCACACCCUGCAGCCCCACCCUAUACAGCGCCCUCUUUUGGCCACGGUGAUGGGGGCUGUCAGCCUGCUCUACAACCUCCUGGUGCUGGGGCUCAGCUGGGGCAGCUGGCUUGGGACCAAGACAAGAGCUGCCUGGGAGGGGGAGGAGAGCUCUGUCCUUGGUGUGAAUGGAAAAGGCACAGUGCAUUCUUUGCUUUUAAUAUUAAUGUCUGUGUGGGAGGGAAUUGUGUACAAGUUCUGCAUUAUUAUUAUACAACACACCACAGUCAAGAUCCAGACCAAAGACAGCAAUGCAGUGGGGGGAGAGAAUUACAUCAGUUACCCCCCUACAUCUCUCGAUGGUACCUUCCAAGAUGGAACACUUGUACUCUGUAACCCUGGGACCUCCAGUGUCCUGAACCCUGACAGUGAUACUCCGCACCCAUCCCAGACAUCAACACUCCAUACCGUGGCCCCUCAGGGUCCCCUUUCAGACCACUGCCACGGAGCACACACGCUCCCUGCAGACGCGCACACACUCCCUGCAGACUGCCGAACUUCAGAGACACCAAGCAGCUUCCCACAUCCAGAGGCCAGUGUCUGUCAUCCAAAGGACCCCCACUCUGAAGUGUCUAAGUAUAGGGCCUGCAUGGGACACAGAGAAAAUCAGACAGACCCCACCACAGCCUCAGCCCUAAAGUCAGAAAGCCCUACAAGCCUCAGGGUCCAACUUCCCGCCUGCCUCCCAUCCCUCAUCGCCCUCACUCAGGCACUGCUAGGUUCCAUCCUGGCACUCACCAACGGACUUACCCUGCUACUACUGGGCCCAGACUGCAUGCAUGGCUCUGGGGCCUGUGGCCCCUUCGUCUACCUGGACCCUGGCUUCUCCAUGGUGGCUGUGGGGGUCCUGCUGGCCACCACUCUGCCCCAGGUGUGCCGCUACGGUUGGCUGCUGCUCCAGGCCGUCCCGCCCCAGGUGUGUGUGUCUGAUCUGGGCCGGCGGAUCGCCAGUGUGCCAGGGGUGCAGGCGGUGCACGACCUCCACGUGUGGCAGCUGACAGAGAGCUGCCUGGUGGCGUCUGUACAUGUCCACUGCCACGCUGGGUUCCAGAUACACAGGUGUGGUGAUCUGUUGUCGGGGGUCACCAAGGUGCUGCAGAGUGUAGGUGUGAGCUGCUGCACCGUACAACCAGAGUUCCUCCUCUCUACUCCCACAGCCAACGGCAACCUGGAUAACAACAGCACCAACCCCGCCAUCAUCCAUAGGGAGAUGCCCUCACACCUCGCCUGCAGCCUGGCCUGUGGGAAGGGCUGUGCUGGGAAGAUGUGCUGUGCUCCUCUGGAAGAAGGGUCUACAGAGCCACUGGCACCCCCUGCUGGGGAAACUGAGGAGGAGCCUCACGUGCUGAUCAUCGAGAACACCUUUCUUUGAGGGAAGGACCUCUAGGAUGUAUCUCAGUAGUGUAGAGUGGGCUCCUUGCAUCCUUUCCUUCAUAUUAAACUGAUGUGAGAGGCCUGAAGUGGAGCAAACCACUUUUGGCAAUUAAGAUUCAGCUUGGGGAUUGAAUAGAAUACAUUAUUAUUGUCAGAAUAUUCUUAAAGACUUCUGUCCCCAUGUCAUUGAGGUACUUUUAGAGAGCUAGAUAGCCAAAUGUAAGAAUUAGGCUCAGGUAAAGAGUAGAAAUCCCAGUAGUCAUCAUGCGUGUGUGUAUUUUGGGAUGGGGUGGGAUAAUAAACAGCAUUCCUAUGGGUACUCAGAAAGGGCCUGUAUGUGUACUGUAUCUACUGUAUGUAUGUGUGUACUACAUCAUUAUGCUGGGAUUGUAUUUCAUUGUAUUAACACGGUGCCAUACCAAAGAUACAGUAGAUUGUAAGCCAAGUCACUCAUCUAAUUAAGUGUUUAUUCAAUAAUGCCGUUUCAACAUACACUACCGUUCAAAAGUUUGGGGUCACUUGGAAAUGUCCUUGUUUUUGGAAAAAAAAGCCACCACAAAUUGUCCAUUGAAAUAACAUCAAAUUGAUCAGAAAAACAGUGUAGACAUUGUUAAUGUUGAAAAUGACUAUUGUAGCUUGAAAUGGCUGAUUUUUCUAUGGAAUUUCUACAUAGGUGUACAGAUGCCCAUUAUCAGCAACCAUCACUCCUGUGUUCCAAUGGCACGUUGUGUUCGCUAAUCCAAGUUUAUAAUUUUAAACGGCUUAUUGAUCAUUAGAAAACCCUUUUGCAAUCAUGUUAGCACAGCUGAAAACUGUUGUUCUAUUUAAAGAAGCAAUAAAACUGUCCUUUAGACUAGUUGAGCAUCUGGAGCAUCAGCAUUUGUGGGUACGAUUACAGGCUCAAAAUGGCCAGAAACAAAGAUUUUUCUUCUGAAACUCGUCAGUCUAUUCUUGUUCUGAGAAAUGAAGGCUAUUCCAUGCGAGAAAUUUCCAAGAAACUAACCAGAAUCGAAAGUGGAGUGGGAGGCCCCAGUGCACAACUGAGCAAGAGGACGAGUACAUUAGUCUCUAGUUUGAGAAACAGACACCUCACAAGUCCUCAACUGGCAAGCUUCAUUAAAUAGUACCCGCAAAACGCCAGUCACAACGUCAAGAUUGAAGAGGUGACUUCGGGAUGCUGGCCUUCUAGGCAGCAUUGCAAAGAAAAAGCCGUAUCUCAGACUGGCCAAUAAAAAGAAAAGAUGAAGAUGUGCAAAAGAACACAGACACUGGACAGAGGAACUCUGCCUAUAAGGCCAACAUCCCGGAGUCACCUCUUCACUGUGGAUGUUGAGACUGGUGUUUUGCGGGAACUAACCUUAACAAUGUCUACACUGUAUUUCUGAUCAAUUUGAUGUUAUUUUAAUGGACAAAAAAUGUGCUUUUCUUUCAAAAACAAGGACAUUUCUAA
Messenger RNA from Oncorhynchus masou masou (cherry salmon), 3510 nucleotides. RefSeq names its product probable zinc transporter protein DDB_G0282067. Gene Ontology annotation, molecular function: calcium channel inhibitor activity; zinc ion transmembrane transporter activity. The coding region runs from base 214 to 2058 and encodes 614 amino acids. NCBI's taxonomy places the organism in Eukaryota, Metazoa, Chordata, Actinopteri, Salmoniformes, Salmonidae. The transcript has 5 exons. The record is from RefSeq and is a predicted model, not a curated record. Gene Ontology annotation, cellular component: membrane; Golgi apparatus; endoplasmic reticulum. Gene Ontology annotation, biological process: zinc ion transmembrane transport; intracellular zinc ion homeostasis; detoxification of zinc ion.